Syngnathoides biaculeatus (alligator pipefish) is the source of this 2111-nucleotide messenger RNA. RefSeq names its product C-type lectin domain family 4 member M-like. The record is from RefSeq and is a predicted model, not a curated record. The transcript has 5 exons. Lineage: Eukaryota; Metazoa; Chordata; Actinopteri; Syngnathiformes; Syngnathidae. Bases 1 to 1635 code for a protein of 544 amino acids.
AUGGCCAGUUACAGGGCAGAGCAUGCACGCCUUCAAACCAGUAAAACCACGGUGGCUGCUGAAAGGGAUGAGUUCAAGUCCCGCCUACAGAGUCUGAACAAUGAGAGAGACCGGUUGCAACGCAAUCACUCUUCAUUGAGAAGCGAGAAAGACCAGUUACAGGCCCGUUAUGAGUCCCUCGUCAAAGACAAAGAUGUAUUACGGAAGAGCUACGAUUCCCUCAUUCAAGAGAAACAACUUCUGCUCGCGAGCAAAACCAGUGUUGCUGCCGAAAGAGAUCAGUUCAAGUCCCGCUUCAACAAUCUGAAAGAUGAGAAAGACCAAUUGCAACGAGACUGCGCUUCACUGAGGAAUGACAAAAACCUGCUACAGGUCCGUUACAGCUCCCUCGCUAAAGAGAAAGAACACCUUCAAACCAGUAAAACCACCUUGUCCGCUGAAAGAGAUCAGUUUAGGUCCCGCUUUAACAGCCUGAAAAAUGAGGCUGACCAGCUACAACGCAAUUAUUCUUUGCUGCGAAACCAGAAAGACCAGUUACAGACCAGCUAUGAGUCUCUCUCGAAAGAAAAGCAGCUUCUCCUUGCCAGUAAAACCACUUUGUCGACUGAAAGAGAUGACUUCAGGUCCCGCCUUAACAACUUGCAAAGUGAGAAAGACCAGUUAGAACGCAAUCAUUCUGCACUGAGAAGAGACAAGGACCAGUUACAGGCCCGUUACAAUUCCCUUGAUCAAGAGAAAAAACUUCUACUUGCAAGUAAAACCACUUUGUCAAACGAAAGGGAUGAGUUGCGGUCCCGCUUCGACAGUCUGAAAAAUGAGAAAGGUCAGCUACAACAGAGUUUUUCUUCGCUGAGAAGCCAGAAAGACCACCUGCAGACCCGCUACACCUCACUCGUUCAAGAGAAAGAGGCACUUCGAACCAAUAACAGUCACGUGGCUGCUGAGAGAGAUGUCUUGAAGUCCCUCUGCAAUGACAUUAAAGAUGACAGAGAGCAUUUACAGAACAAUUACACUUUGCUGGAGGCUGAGCGAGACCAGCUGGGAAGAAAUAACAAAGCGCUUAGCAUAAGUGAAAGGAUGUGUCGGUCCUGGUCCUCGCUGCUACAAAGUCAAAAGAAGCAUAUUCAAAAGAACUGGGAGACUCUGCAAGUUGAAUACGAGCAGCUACGCAGAAAUCAAAGCAGCCUUGAGGCACAAAGGUACGAGCUGCAGAAGAACGUGGACAAGAUGACCUCCAAGAUGAGCUACAUGCUCUGUGGGGUCGGCUGGAGAAAGUUUGACGGCAACUGCUACUUCGUGUCAAGCUCUACUAAGAACUGGGUGAACAGCAGACAAGACUGCAUCAGGAAGGGAGGCGAUCUGGUGAUCAUAAACAGCAAAGAGGAACAGGAAUUCCUCGAUGGUUUGUUGCAGCAAGGCCAGCACGCGUGGAUUGGUCUGAGCGACCAAAUCGAGGAAGGAACGUGGAUUUGGGUGGAUGGGACGCCGCUCACCACCGCGUUCUGGAAGAAUGGUCAGCCCAACAACAACCGGAACCAGGACUGCGGUGAAAUCCAGAGAAAGUCCUUGUUCACGUACGGAGGCUGGAAUGACGAUAUCUGUUCCCUUAGACAACGUUGGAUUUGUGAGAUUUGAAGACAACAAGUAGCUUGAAACAUAACCCACGGGACUCUUUGGACGGCACAUCUUUUAUUUGCGUGUUAUUCAAUUCAACCGAAGAAAUCAUUUUUGGGGGUCCAAUUUCAACAAUUUUUAUAUACAAAUGAAAACAUGAUUUGGGUAUAUGACCCUCACCCAUAUUUCCAUGAAUAUUCUUGACUUCUAUGCAAAGUGUUCACUAAGCAUGGCAAUAAUUUUUUUCAAGAUUUAUUCUAUGUUUGGUUUUAAUUCUUAAAUAGUAUGAAUUUGUGUAAAUUACAUGAAUUUUGUUGAGUUAUUUUCUGUGAAAUAUUUGCUGCCUACCGGCCAGGAUGAGUUGCUAAAUCUCAAUAAAUAUUUUACCUCCUUAAAUAAAAGGUUGAAUUUGAUUCGUAGAGUACAUUUCUUAAAAUAUUACUAUAGUAUGGUAAAAGAAAUCUUCGAAGGCCCGCAAGGCCUCUCUGUUCAGCCAG